ACUGUAUCAGUGUAGCUGGCAGAUCCACUCAGUCCUGAGGAGCAACUUGCACAACUGUGGCCAUGGGCAAAGUUAUCUUCUACGAGGACAGGAACUUCCAGGGUCGCUCUUAUGAGUGCAUGAGUGACUGUGCUGACUUGCACUCCUACAUGAGCCGCUGUCACUCUUGCAGAGUGGAGAAUGGAUGUUGGAUGAUGUACGAUCAUCCCAAUUACAUGGGAAAUCAGUAUUUCUUUAGAAGGGGCGAAUACGCUGAUUACAUGUCUAUGUUUGGAAUGAGUGAAUGCAUCAGGUCCUGCCGUAUGAUCCCUAUGUACAGGGGAUCCUACAGAAUGAGGAUCUACGAGAGGGAGAACUUCAUGGGUCAGAUGUACGAGAUGAUGGAUGACUGUGACAGCACCAUGGACCGUUACCGCAUGUCUCACUGCCAGUCCUGUCAUGUGAUGGACGGCCACUGGCUCUUCUAUGAGCAGCCCCACUACAAAGGCAGAAUGUGGUACUUCAGGCCUGGAGAGUACAGGAGCUUCAGCAAUAUGGGUGGCAUGAGAUUCAUGAGCAUGAGGCGUAUCAUGGAUUCUUGUUACUAGUGUU
This is a messenger RNA of Sinocyclocheilus grahami, 591 nucleotides long. Its product is annotated as gamma-crystallin M2-like. NCBI's taxonomy places the organism in Eukaryota, Metazoa, Chordata, Actinopteri, Cypriniformes, Cyprinidae. Bases 63 to 587 code for a protein of 174 amino acids. Gene Ontology annotation, molecular function: structural constituent of eye lens. The record is from RefSeq and is a predicted model, not a curated record. Gene Ontology annotation, biological process: lens development in camera-type eye; visual perception. The transcript has 3 exons.